GUUUAAGUGAAAUUAUACAAAAUGGUGGUUCGACCCUACGAAGAGGAGCUGAAAUAUUUGGAAAAGGUCAGUGAUUGCUGCUGGCGUAUUAAGAAGGGAUUCCAACCCAAUAUGAAUGUGGAAGGUUGCUUCUAUGUCAAUGAACGGUUGGAAAAGCUGAUGUUUGAAGAGUUGGAGAAUGCCUGCCUUCCCGAUGCUACAGGCGGGUUUUUGCCUGGCGUUAAGCAAAUAGCAAAUGUGGCUGCUUUGCCUGGUAUUGUGGGACGUUCGAUAGGCCUGCCUGAUAUUCAUUCCGGUUAUGGUUUUGCCAUUGGUAAUAUGGCUGCUUUCGAUAUGGAUGACCCUAAUGCAAUUGUUAGUCCUGGUGGUGUCGGUUUCGAUAUCAAUUGUGGUGUGCGUUUACUGAGAACAAAUCUCUUCGAAAAAGAUGUCCAGCCGGUGAAGGAACAAUUGGCUCAAAGUUUAUUUGAUCACAUUCCUGUGGGUGUGGGUUCUAAGGGUAUAUUGCCCAUGAAUGCCGAAGAUUUGGAGCAGGCUUUGGAAAAGGGUAUGGAUUGGAGUUUGGAUAAAGGUUAUGCAUGGGCUGAAGAUAAGAAACAUUGUGAGGAAAAUGGUCGCAUGUUAAAUGCCGAUCCCUCCAAGGUCAGUUUGAGAGCCAAAAAGCGUGGUCUACCCCAACUGGGAACAUUGGGUGCUGGUAACCAUUAUGCAGAAAUACAAAUUGUCGAUGAGAUCUAUGAUAAAUUUAGUGCCUCCAAAAUGGGUAUUGAGGAGAAGGGCCAGGUGUGUAUUAUGAUUCAUUCUGGAUCUAGAGGAUUUGGUCAUCAAGUCGCCACUGAUGCUCUGGCGGAAAUGGAAAAAGCAAUGAAGAGGGAUAACAUCCAAACAAAUGAUCGCCAGCUAGCCUGUGCUCGUAUCAACUCCCAGGAAGGUCAAGAUUACCUCCAAGCUAUGGCUGCUGCAGCCAAUUUUGCUUGGGUUAAUCGUAGUGCCAUGACAUACCUAACUCGCCAAGCCUUUGCCAAACAAUUUCAAAGCACACCCGAUGAUCUGGAAAUGCAUGUUAUCUAUGAUGUCUCACACAAUAUUGCCAAAAUUGAAAAUCACAUUGUCGAUGGCAAGGAAAAGAGAUUGUUGGUACAUCGUAAGGGUGCCACACGUGCUUUCGCACCCCAUCACCCUCUCAUUCCUGUGGAUUAUCAGGAGACGGGCCAACCCGUCUUGGUGGGUGGUACUAUGGGCACCUGUUCCUAUGUCUUAACUGGUACCGAAAAAGGUAUGCAAGAGACAUUCGGUUCGACUUGCCAUGGCGCCGGUCGUGCUCUGUCUCGUGCCAAAUCAAGACGAAAUCUCGAUUAUAAAGAAGUUUUGGGAAAACUGGAGGAAUUGGGUAUUGCCAUUCGUGUGGCCACACCCAAAUUGGUAAUGGAAGAGGCUCCAGAGGCUUAUAAAGAUGUAACAGAUGUUGUGGAUACCUGUCAUGCCGCCGGUAUUAGUAAGAAAUGUAUUAAACUGAGACCCCUGGCUGUUAUUAAAGGCUGAA
Musca vetustissima is the source of this 1543-nucleotide messenger RNA. RefSeq names its product RNA-splicing ligase RtcB homolog. The record is from RefSeq and is a predicted model, not a curated record. NCBI's taxonomy places the organism in Eukaryota, Metazoa, Arthropoda, Insecta, Diptera, Muscidae. Gene Ontology annotation, biological process: tRNA splicing, via endonucleolytic cleavage and ligation. Bases 22 to 1542 code for a protein of 506 amino acids. The transcript has a single exon. Gene Ontology annotation, molecular function: RNA ligase (ATP) activity. Gene Ontology annotation, cellular component: nucleus; tRNA-splicing ligase complex.